AUUCUUUCUGAGGCAUGGUGGGAGAAAUUCAUCAUCGACAACAACAGAAAUGGUGUAGCAGACCAUGUCGUCCCCCUAUGAAGAUGACACCUUUACGGAGGCGAGUGACAGUCAAACAGAAGCGUCUGUCGGAGAAGGACGUAGAAAAGAAGCCGACCUUGACCAUGAUGACUCACUUUCAAGGACUCACACAUCAGAGUCGCAAGAGCGUUGGUCAGAGGAUGUUUCGCAAUCGUCUGACAGAACAUCGCUGACCUCGGAGAAUGGCGGACACCUCCAGGUGUACAGCGUGUCGUCUAUCGGAGAGAGUGAGUCGCGUAGCUCCCUCAGCAGCAGCGGGAGGAUCGUGGAGAGAUGGUCACACAGUAGUACAACUACUGGGGUUAGUCUCUCACAAGAUAUUUCCACAGAGCUGACAGAAGACUCAGCUGCAGACAGAGAUGCCAGCUACUCUGAGGAUUUUAUCACCACUAGUGCCACAUCAGUUGCCGAGGAGGAUGUGAGGUCAGACAGGAGCUCUGUUGAGUCAGGCUCGGUGAAAGAGGAGUUGGAGGAUGAGACCAGUGAUCACCAUGGAGAUGGUUACCAUGGUUACUCAAGUGACGACUUUGAGUCUUCAGGAGGUCAGAGUUCAGCCACAGAAUCUGUAUCAGCUGAAAAAGAAUCUGAAGCCAGGUCAAACUUCUUACACCGAGCAUGCCAACUGGUUAAACAGAACAGCUCAGCCUUGUUAGACACAGAAGUGAUGGCCAGCAGUUCAACCCUGCACGAGGCAGCGAAACCAGGUGAAGAAGACAUCAAAGUCACACCUGAACUGCUGGAGUUCUGUUCGAGGAAGCUGCAAUUGCUGAAAGAAAGAGCUAGUAGUAUGUCAGAUGCCAAAGGAACUGAGAAAAGUCCUCAAAGGAAGCAGGACACAGUAAAACCUACCACAGACAAGACACACAGAAGUCACAAGCCAAGCUCCAGUAGUGCUUCUAAGGAAACAAGAUACACCAGGAAAGAAAAAGAUGCUGUGGACAGAACAAAAACAAGCAGAAGGCACAAAAAGAAAUCAAAGUUACCUGAAGAGAGAGGCAGCAGCAUGUCAGGUGUCAGGAAGGCAGUAGUGGAAAUCGCACCUCCACAGAAUGAUUUGAACUCCUCUGUUGAUUUGGUUGGUGAAACUGGUAAAACAUUAAGUAUAGCCCUGUCAAAGAAAAAUCCACCCAGUGCUGAUGCCCAGAGUACAGACAGUUCAGUUCCACGAGGUUUAGUGGACAGGAUAAAGCUUGACACCAUGAUGCUAGACAUGAAAAGGGGAGCCAAGGCAAAGGUGCACAACCCGAGAACCUGCAGGUCCUGUGUGAAAAGACAGGGGGCACUCCAGCAGCAGGAGUUUGUGAAGAAGAGCCGGGCUAAUGUAGAGAGAAAGCUGAUUGAUGCCAAGGUGGAAAAUCAUCUGAUCAACCACAACUCAUUGACUCUGAUUGGAGAAAUCGCUCGGACGUUGCCCCGCCCCACAGAUGAUCCUAAUGAUGUGUGGGCAAGACUUAUGAAGGGAAAUACCAUGCAAAAAGAUGGUGAAAACAGUAGAGAUGUUAGCUGACAUCUAUGUUUUGCUGU
Molecule: messenger RNA, 1605 nt
Organism: Branchiostoma belcheri (Belcher's lancelet)
Lineage: Eukaryota; Metazoa; Chordata; Leptocardii; Amphioxiformes; Branchiostomatidae
Exons: 7
Coding region: 65-1588 (507 amino acids)
Source: RefSeq, a predicted model, not a curated record